AUGGACAUCUACGAGCGCUUCCGCGCUGGCGACGCCAUCCAGUGCAUCGACAUGCACACCACUGGCGAGCCGACACGCAUCAUCCUCAGCGGCUUCCCCAAGGUCGCCGGCACCCUGCUGGAGCAGCGCGAGCAGUACCGCGCCCACCACGACCGCUACCGCCAGGCCGUGAUGCUGGAGCCCCGCGGCCACGAGGGCAUGUACGGCGCCCUGCUGGUGCGCGACUCGGAACUCAUCGCCACAGGCGCCGCCGACAUCGCCGUCCUCUACCUGCACAACGAGGGCUACUCCACCAUGUGCGGCCACGCCGCCCUCGCCCUGGGCCGCUUCCUCGUCGACACCCACGACCUGGCCGUCUUCCCGCGCCGCGACGCCCUGCCCUUUGACCGCGACACGCUUACCACGACCGUCAACCUCCACACCCCGUGCGGCAUCAACCGCCUGUCCGUCCCGACCACCCCGGACGGCCGCUCCGCCGACCCGGCCCGCCUGGUCUCCUUCCUCUCCGUGCCCUCCUUCGCCGGCGCCCUCGACCUCUCCGUGCCCAUCCCCGCCGCCGCCCGCUGGCCGGAGCUCGCCGGCCGCGACGCCGUCACCGUCGACCUCUCCUAUGGCGGCGCCUGGUAUUGCAUGGUCGACGCCACCGAGCUGGGCUUCUCCACGGGCCUGCAGCCGCUGCAGAUCGCCGCCUUUGACCGCAUCACCCGCAUCGUCAAGGCCGCCAUCGUCGACAACCCGGCCGUGCGCGCCCAGAUCCACGUCCCGCACGGCAUGGACCUCGACUUCUACCUCUACGGCGUCAUGGUUGUUGACGCCGCCCACGCCGCCCCGGUCGCCGACGUCGCCGGCGCAGAGACCGGCCUCUGCUUCUUCGCCGACCAGCAGAUCGACCGCUCCCCGACGGGCGGCUGCGUCGCCGCCCGCAUGGCCCUCGCCGCCGCCAAGAUCCGCCGCCCGCUCCGCCAGCGCUGGGCGUUCCACUCCCUUGUCUCCAACCCCUACGGCGGCGCCUUUGUCGGCUCCAACGUCGACGAGGUCGACAUCCCCGGCGGCCAUGGCCUCUCCGCCCGUGGCGUCGUCGUCCAGGUCGAGGGCCAGGGCUACUAUACCGGCGCCGCCACCUUUGUCACCGAGCCUGCCGAUCCCCUCACCACGGGCUUCUCUUUGAAGGAACUGGAGAGUGCUAGCUAG
Molecule: messenger RNA, 1191 nt
Organism: Penicilliopsis zonata CBS 506.65
Lineage: Eukaryota; Fungi; Ascomycota; Eurotiomycetes; Eurotiales; Aspergillaceae
Exons: 1
Coding region: 1-1191 (396 amino acids)
Molecular function (GO): hydro-lyase activity
Source: RefSeq, a predicted model, not a curated record